Messenger RNA from Nymphalis io (European peacock), 2145 nucleotides. RefSeq names its product peptidyl-prolyl cis-trans isomerase sig-7. The transcript has a single exon. Gene Ontology annotation, cellular component: nucleus. Gene Ontology annotation, biological process: protein peptidyl-prolyl isomerization. Gene Ontology annotation, molecular function: peptidyl-prolyl cis-trans isomerase activity; RNA binding. NCBI's taxonomy places the organism in Eukaryota, Metazoa, Arthropoda, Insecta, Lepidoptera, Nymphalidae. The record is from RefSeq and is a predicted model, not a curated record. Bases 121 to 2076 code for a protein of 651 amino acids.
GUUAGGAUGAUGUGUCAACUUAUUUAAGUUUUACAAAAAGUAAAUAAGAUAUAUUUGUAAUUUACUUUUAAUGUAAAGUGGUAAUAAUUGAAUGUAUUUUAGUUAACUAUAAAAAUUAUAAUGGCGGUUGUAAUUGAAACUACACUGGGAGAUAUAACUGUCGAUCUGUAUUUAGAUCAACGACCUGUAACAUGUUUAAACUUUUUAAAGCUUUGCAAGAUGAAAUAUUACAAUUUCAACUUAUUUCAUACAAUACGAAGCGGCUUUAUUGCCCAAACGGGGGACCCCAGCGGCGAAGGAUCUGGUGGGCAGUCAAUAUGGGGUAUAUUGGAAGGGCCUCAAAAGAGAUUUUUUUCAGGAGAAAAAAUGCCUAAAAUUCGGCACACUGGAGCCGGCUUACUAUCUAUGGUAGGCACUGAUGACAUGAUGAUAGGUUCUCAAUUUUUUAUUACUCUUGCCCCAGACUUAGAUUCAUUAGAUGGAACUCAUUGCGUCAUAGGAGAAGUAACAGAGGGGCAUGAAGUAUUAACAAAACUUAAUGAAGUAAUUUGUGAUGAAUCUCACCGUCCAUAUAGAGAUGUAAGAAUUACUCAUACUGUUGUAUUAGAAGACCCUUUCAAUGACCCACCUGGCUUGAGAGCUCCAUCGAGAUCUCCGUCGCCUAGUGCAGAACGUCUAAAAGGUGGAAGAAUAGCCCCUGAUGAAGAAAUUGAUGAAACCCAAGGCAAAACUGCUGAAGAAAUACAAGAAAUGAUUGAGGAAAAAGAAGCCAAAGCUCGAGCUACAAUAUUAGAGAUUGUUGGUGACUUACCUGAUGCAGAAAUAGCUCCACCUGAAAAUGUACUGUUUGUUUGUAAACUUAACCCUGUAACAACUGAUGAAGAUCUAGAAAUUAUAUUUAGUCGUUUUGGCACUAUAGUAAGUUGUGAAGUAAUAAGAGAUAAAAAAACUGGAAAUUCCUUACAAUAUGCUUUUAUAGAAUUUGAAAAUAAAAAAUCCUGUGAAGAUGCCUAUUUCAAAAUGGAUAAUGUUUUAAUUGAUGAUAGACGUAUCCAUGUUGACUUUUCUCAAUCUGUGUCUAAAAUGAGAUGGCUAGGUAAAGGAAGAGGUGUACAAUAUUUUGAUGAUGAUACAAAAAUGCCUCAGCCUAAAAAUGAAGCUAGAGAUAGAGAAAGACAUACAGACAAGAGACACAGAACAGAGAACCGAGCAAGUAGGGAAAGACAUCAUGAUAAAAGUGAGAAUAAAAGAGAUAGAGAUCGGAGAUAUGACAGAGAUAGGAAUAAUCAUAAGCAAUACAGAGAUAGAAGUAGGAGUAGGUCUAGACUAGAUUAUUCUCGGAAUAGAGUUUCAGAAAGAGAAAGUGAUAGAUAUUCUAAAGAAGAUGCACAAGUAAGAGACAAUAAAUAUAGAGACUCAAAUAAAUAUGACAAUCAUAAAAAUAAUUACUCAAGUUCUCAUAAAUCAAGACAUUCUUCUAAUUAUAAUGAUAGGAGAGAAGCUAGCAAAUCACCUAGGCGGUAUAAUGACAAAUCAGAUUAUAAAAAACGUAAUAUUGAGAAAAACGAAAAAAAAUCAAGCAGCAGUUACAAUUCGCAAAGGAUAGAUACUAAACAUAAACACUCAAAUCAUGACGAAGGGCACAAACAAAAUGAAUCUAACAGAGAAUAUAGGCAAGACAUUAAUAAAGUCGAUAAUGACCAAACAAAAAAACCGUCACCUGCAAUUAAAAAUAAGAAAGAUAAUAAGAGUAAAAAUAAUAAAAAAGUUGUUAAAAAGGAUAGCACAAAGAAGAAGCGUAAGCAUUCCACAUCAUCAUCUGAUUCAUCAGAAACAAGCUCUUCUAGUAGUGAAUCUAGUUCUUCAAGUGAAAAUGAAAGGACUAAGAAAAAAUUAAGGAAAAAAAGGAGAAAGCGUUCAACUUCAAGCAGCAGCAGUGAUACUAGCAGUAACAGUAGUUCAUCAAGUAGCUCAGAUUCAAGUGAUACUAGCUCAAGUUCUGAUAGCAAACAAUCUAAAAAAAAACGUAUGAAUAAUACCAAAAAGACAGGGCGAAACACUAAAAAGAAAUUAUAGGAUCUCCUAUUUAUCUUGCUAUUUAAAUUUUGUAUGAUAAUUCAGUACAAUAAAAUAGCUUUAAUACUU